Molecule: messenger RNA, 2132 nt
Organism: Scleropages formosus (Asian bonytongue)
Lineage: Eukaryota; Metazoa; Chordata; Actinopteri; Osteoglossiformes; Osteoglossidae
Exons: 6
Coding region: 345-1088 (247 amino acids)
Biological process (GO): response to bacterium
Source: RefSeq, a predicted model, not a curated record
UCUAUGACAUCAGUGCUGGAAAGGAUUAUUUGUUAAACCAGGACUACCAGUUCAGGAACAGAACAACGCUGUUUCCUUUUCAGUAUGAAAAAGGCAAUUUCUCUCUGUUGUUGACUGAUCUUAAAAACUUUGACACAGGGGAGUACACAUGCUUUUAUCCAAAAGAGAGGUUUGUAAGAAAAGUCAUACUCCAAGUCAAAGGUAUGUAGGCUUGUGCAGUGGAUAAGAAACUUGAUAAUUAGUAACUGAUGACUUUGAUUAUUGCUGUUAAUUUUUUAUAGCUACUGUGUGUAAAUCAUCUUUAUUUUGUACUUCAAACUUCUCUGUUACAUAUUGUUUUUCAGAUGGACCACCCCCAGCCACUCCCAACAGCUCUACAGAGACAAGAGCUGAGCGAGCAGGAAAAACAGCUGCUCUAUAAAGGGGAAGCUGUCCAAAUAUUUUUACAUGGAUGCUUCAGACCUAAGGAGAUAGUCAUGCCAAGGAUUAGCAGUCUGUAUUUAUGUAUGUAUGUCUGCUCUCUAGUGACUGAGAGCUUAACAAUGGCUCCAGUGCGCCCUGGGCACAAUGUGACAAUCAAUUGUUCUCUCAGCACUGAGAAUAUAUACUGGUACGUACAACAACCAGGCAUGGCUCCACUGGCUGUACUUAGAUCAUUUGCAGAUGUUUCACAUGAAGCCAUUUAUUUCAACGACUUCAAGGGAAAAUUUGUACUGCAAACCCAUGGAAGAUUGCUGAUUCAAAAUGUCACAAGGCAGGAUUGCAUGGUUUUCUACUGUGCUGUAACAUCGAAUGAAUCACUUGUUUUCAGCAAUGGAAUCAAGCUGAACAUUGAUGACAUGUGUCCUGAACGUCAACUCAGUACAUUUUCUUUAUUUAUUGCAUCCGUUGUUUCAAAUUGUAUCUUGAUUAUUACAGUAAUCGUGCUGGCAAAGAAGCUCAGCCCACACAGGUAUAAACCUGUGAGGAAACUGGAACCAGUAAGGGAUGAGGCACUGUAUUCUGUGGUACAGAUACCUGGACAAGGAAAUGAAACGAACACCACCAAACUGAUCACAAGCACUUACGCAGUACUGCAGCAUCCAUAACUACACAGCCAAGAUGACUUCAGUGCAAAGCUGACGGUCCUCAGUACAAGGAAGUCUGUGACAUACAAGAGGCCCCGUUUCCUGUCACCCAAACAAAAACUGUUAAAUAAGGGCUUUUCCAUUAUUAUUCUCAGCCAAUUAGAUUUCCUCUUUCUGUAGGUGUUUCUUUUGUAUUUUUUCCUGUUUAUACAGACUAAACAUUUUUUUUCUCAGUAGAAAAAUGAAAUGAGAGUGAAACCAGCAGACAAAACAAUUUAAUUACUUGCUAUGACAAAAAUAAGUGACAUAGCAAAAGGGCACAUUUUUUUUAACUGAAAAUGAUAACUUGUGUAACGUUGCCCAUCAUGGUUUGAUGUAUAUUUCUGUAGAGCUAUAAUACAUUUCUGAUAUAUGCAGAUUUUGUUAUCUAUAGCUCAGUCUCGUUUACCAUAUAACGAGGAAUGGUCAAAAAGCUUAGUGCUGUUUAAAUGAUCAGUUUAAAAGUACAUGAUUUUCAGGUGUUUUACAGGAGGUCAUGAGUGUACAGUUUCUUUGAUAGAGCCCAGUCUACUCUUAGAUGCAGGUACAGUCAGAGCGCUGCACAGUAAAUGUACCCAUUGUCUUCUAAAGUCUUUUUCAUUAUUAUUUUCAUAGUUUCCUCUGACACAACUAGAGAAUAAAAUAUUUUAGCUAUUUCAACGUCAUCUGUACAUUAAAAAGAGCUGAAGCCGUUGCUCUGGUUUUGAAAACAUGGUUGUUACAGACAAAAGAAAAGCAAAAGUAUGUGGUAGAUGAUCAUAUUUAUUUUUAGCUAGUGUACACUGUAAGGUAACCAGAGCAAGGAACGUAACAUAUUGUAACUGCUGUGUUCUUGUUUUAUGUCUUUAUGGUUUUGUUAAUGAUGAGUCACUGUGAAAGAGGACAGCUACAAUUACUUACCGCUCUGUAACUGGGAGGGAGUCUCAGAUGUGGCAUAUUUGUAACUCACCAGAUAUAUUAAUAUCUUAUUUAAGUGGUUAAAUUGAUAUGCUUAUUGGUUUCAAGGUUGACUAAAAUGUUAAAAAA